AUGUCAGACUCACAGCGUGAUCGCAGCUCGAAGCGAAGGGCCAGAGAUGGCUCCGAAGAUGCCUUACCUCGAAAAAAGCAGCACCGACAGGCUGUGACCCGCCCUGACGACAGCCAGUCUGAAGAUAGUGGCAGCGAUGGGGAUCACCUCGCGUCGAAGGCUGGGAGAAGCUCGAAGAACAAGUCUGCACCCAGAAAUGAGAAGGAAUACCCGUCAAUCAACGAGCUGAAAAGCCGCAUCCGUGGCGUAAAGCGCCUCCUGAACAAGAAUUUGCCUGCGGAUGCGAGGAUUGUACAGGAGCGGGCGUUGGCAGGCUAUGAACAGGAUCUUGCGGAGGAAACUGCCCGCCGAGAGCGUUCAAAUAUGAUUAAGAAGUAUCACUUUGUUCGAUUCCUUGACCGCAAGACGGCGACUAAGCAAUUGAACCGCCUCCAACGCCGCGAAAAGGAAAAAGACCUCGACCCUGAACAGAAGUCUGAUCUUUCUCAGAAAAUUCAUGCGGCCCGUGUCAACCUCAACUACACAAUCUACUAUCCUCUCCCGGAAAAAUACCUCUCGCUAUACCCCAAGUCCCACAGCAAUUCUUCCGGUGAGGCCGAUGAGAAGAGCGGAUCUGGGGCGGAAUCCAAGGUGCAAAACAAGAUCCCCGAAGCAUCUAGGCCACCUAUGUGGUCCAUUAUUGAGAAAUGCAUGGAAGAAGGUACUCUUGAUGACCUACGAGAGGGCAAGCUAAAAAUUGGCCCAGAUGGACAGCACACAUCAGCACCGGCUAAGAAGCCCACUGCACGUGAAAGCGAGAGGAAGUUCAAGAAGGACAAGACACACAAGGAGUCCAAGGAAGCUUCAAAGCAGGAGAAGCUUGCUCAGGAAGCUGCUCUGGACAACCUGAACCGGAGAGAGCGCCGCAAAGAGCAGCAAAAGGCGCGAGAAUUAGCAGCCCAACAAGCUGCUGAAGAUGAUAGCGAUGGUGGAUUCUUUGAAAUGUAA
Molecule: messenger RNA, 987 nt
Organism: Penicillium daleae
Lineage: Eukaryota; Fungi; Ascomycota; Eurotiomycetes; Eurotiales; Aspergillaceae
Product: Efg1 domain-containing protein
Exons: 2
Coding region: 1-987 (328 amino acids)
Biological process (GO): maturation of SSU-rRNA from tricistronic rRNA transcript (SSU-rRNA, 5.8S rRNA, LSU-rRNA)
Cellular component (GO): preribosome, small subunit precursor; nucleolus
Source: RefSeq, a predicted model, not a curated record